Messenger RNA from Plasmodium gallinaceum, 2457 nucleotides. RefSeq names its product cyclin related protein, putative. NCBI's taxonomy places the organism in Eukaryota, Apicomplexa, Aconoidasida, Haemosporida, Plasmodiidae. The transcript is spliced from 2 exons. Bases 1 to 2457 code for a protein of 818 amino acids. The record is from RefSeq and is a predicted model, not a curated record.
AUGAAUCAAGUUUCUGUAAAACCUAAAUUUAAAGCUGAAUUCGUUAAUAAUGAAAAUAAGGGUGUAAGGUUUAUGAAUAAAACAAAAAAUAAUCAGAAUACAAUAAGUAAAAAUACAAAUGUACAAAAUUUGUUGUUACCACAAAAAAAUACAUAUGCAAAAAAUUCCAAUUUAAAACUGAGAACAAAUAACAAUACAUUUAAUCAUCCCCCUAAAUUAACCUUCAAGAAUAGUCAAAAUGCUCCUCAUAAAAAUUUUCAAGCACCCUCUACAAAAGUACAUAAUGAAUUAAGAUAUGAAGAGAAAAAAACUUUAUUUAAUACAAGAAACACAUUACAUGAUGACUCUAAAAAGAAUUUUUUCAAUAAAUCAACAAUGCAAAACAAAAAUGAAGAAAAGUAUAAUGAUAGAAAAAAUGUGAAAAAAUCUUUUAAUGAUAAUAACAGUUUAAGAAAAAAUGAUAAUAAUACUAGAUUAACUAAAGCUUUUAAUACCCAUUCAACAAACAACAUUUCUAAUAAUCCUGCAUAUAAUAUUGUAUACAAUAUUCAGAAUAAAGAAAUAGAAAAUAAUAAAAAUGAUAAUGUGAAUAAUUCAGAAAAUUUCAUACCUACUUAUUCUUCACCAACGAAAAGAAAAUAUGAAACCUUUGAAAAUAUAAACAAAAAUGAUGAGAAAGAUAAUAAGGAAAUGAAAACACAAAAUAAAAGAUUUGCUCAAAAGAAUUAUAAUAUUGAUAAUAAUUUUAAUAUAGAAUGCAAUAAAAAUUUUAACAAUAAUAAUAUUUUAAAUAAUACAAAUGAAAAUAUGAAUGUCUAUAGUAAAUAUUCAAAUGAUAAUCUAUUUAAUAGAAAUAAUUUAAUUAAUAAAUGUUCAGAUAAAAAUAUUUUUUAUAAUAAAAAUAAAAAUGAGACAUUAAAUAGUUCGUAUCCAAUAGUAAAUGUAAUUAAAACUUAUGAUAACUUCAAUUCAAAUUCAUUAGGAAGAAACUACACUAAUUAUGAGAGAUUGAUAAAUAAUAAUAAGUUGAUAAACAAUCAUAAUUAUGAAUUAAAUCACAAACAUUAUUUUAAGGAAAAAAAUGCAAAAUUUAAUUUAGAAAAUAAUAAGAAUAAAAAUAACACAGAAUUUAUGGAACAAUUUAAUAACCACAAAAAUGAAAAUCAUAAUAACAUUUAUUAUUUGAAUGACCCUAUUGCUGAAAAUGAUAAUAAAAAUUUAAAUUAUUUAACUGAAACAAAUAGUGAAAAAAUAAUGAACAACACAAGUAAUGAAAAUAAUAAUGAUAAUUUUAAUUCAUGUGUAUUUGAUAGAUUAAGUGAGGAAAAUUUUAAUUCUUACAUGAAAAGAAAAAUAGAUAAGAGUGAUGAUAUUACCAUUAAAGAUAUAGAAAAAUUUGAUACAUUGAAUAAUAGUAGUAAUAAAAAUAUUUCAAAUAAUUCUAAGAAAUUUAGUAAUUUACUGAAAAAUAAUUUAGAAACAAAUAAAAUAAAGUGUAUACUAAAUAAUGAAAAAAUUAUGUUAAGAAAUAAUAUAAUUGAAACUAAUAAUGCAGAUUUAAAAAAUUUAUCGAAUUCACAAGCUUUUUCAGAAGCUAGUAUAAGUAAUAACAUGGAAAAUUAUAAAGAAAAACUUACACAUCUUAAAUAUAAUGGAAUGAAUAGAAUGUCUAAAAGCUUGAAUCAAAAUGAAUUAAGGGAUACAACAAAUAAAAAAAUAAAUAUAGAUACUUAUAAAAGUAAUGAUUGUGAAUAUAUAUAUUUUCAAAAUAUUAUCAAUAAUAUAGAUAAGUGUAAUAACGUAGAAAAAGAUAUUGAUACAUUAUGUGAAAAUGUCAUGAAUAUAAACGAUUACUCAUUAAAUUUUAACUAUGAAAAUGAAUGCAUAAAUGAUAUCUUAAAUUUAUCAAAUAAUGUUAGUGAUAAUAUACAAAAUAUACAACAGAUUAUUUAUAAUAAAAAAAAAGUAGUUCAAGAUAAAAGAAAUAUUGUAAAUGAAGAAUAUGAAAAUAUGUGUCAGAAAUUAAAAGAUUGUGAAUCCAUAUUUUGUGAUACAAACGAAGAAACUGGAGAAAAAAAGUUAAAAGUUUUUUAUGAAAUUGAUGAAAAAAAAAACAUAUUGAAAAAUAAGUAUGAAAUGAAAAAAAUGUUAUUAAAAAAAGCGCAAUAUAAAAUUGAUAAAUUGCAAGAAUAUACUGAAGCUAUAAAACUUAAAACAUUAGCUAUCUCAAAAAGAUAUAAAAAAACCUUUUUAUUGAUUGAAGAGCUUUUUCGGUUAAAAAUAAUAAAAGAUAAAGAAAAUGAAUUAGAAGUUUGCUUAAUACCAAAAAAUACGGAAACAGAUAUGUGGCAUCGUCUACAACUAGAUAAAAAUGAAAUAACAUCUGAUUCUUGUGAUUAUUUGUGGAGUCAAAUAGAAUCAUUUGUUGAUAAAGAAACAUUUAAUAAUUAUUUUUGA